Messenger RNA from Centropristis striata (black sea bass), 2586 nucleotides. RefSeq names its product adhesive plaque matrix protein-like. The transcript has a single exon. NCBI's taxonomy places the organism in Eukaryota, Metazoa, Chordata, Actinopteri, Perciformes, Serranidae. Bases 1 to 2586 code for a protein of 861 amino acids. The record is from RefSeq and is a predicted model, not a curated record.
AUGCAUGAUAGGACUCAAUGUUUAGCUGAUUAUCAUAUAAAGAAAAAUAAAAAAAGAAGUGAAUGUGAGUUUCAGGGCCUGUCUGGUCUUUAUGAGAGAGGUCAGAGGUCAGCUGCUGCCGGUCCUCUAACUGCUUCAUACCGAGGCUCCUCCAGCUUCAUACCGAGGCUCCUCCAGCUGCUUCAUACCGAGGCUCCUCCAGCUUCAUACCGAGGCUCCUCCAGCUUCAUACCGAGGCUCCUCCAGCUUCAUACCGAGGCUCCUCCGGCUGCUUCAUACCGAGGCUCCUCCAGCUUCAUACCGAGGCUCCUCCAGCUUCAUACCGAGGCUCCUCCAGCUUCAUACCGAGGCUCCUCCAGCUGCUUCAUACCGAGGCUCCUCCAGCUUCAUACCGAGGCUCCUCCAGCUUCAUACCGAGGCUCCUCCAGCUGCUUCAUACCGAGGCUCCUCCAGCUUCAUACCGAGGCUCCUCCAGCUGCUUCAUACCGAGGCUCCUCCAGCUUCAUACCGAGGCUCCUCCAGCUUCAUACCGAGGCUCCUCCAGCUUCAUACCGAGGCUCCUCCAGCUUCAUACCGAGGCUCCUCCAGCAGGCCGAGGCUCCUCCGGCUUCAUACCGAGGCUCCUCCAGCUUCAUACCGAGGCUCCUCCAGCUUCAUACCGAGGCUCCUCCAGCUUCAUACCGAGGCUCCUCCAGCUUCAUACCGAGGCUCCUCCAGCUUCAUACCGAGGCUCCUCCGGCUGCUUCAUACCGAGGCUCCUCCAGCUUCAUACCGAGGCUCCUCCAGCUUCAUACCGAGGCUCCUCCAGCUUCAUACCGAGGCUCCUCCAGCUUCAUACCGAGGCUCCUCCAGCAGGCCGAGGCUCCUCCAGCUUCAUACCGAGGCUCCUCCAGCAGGCCGAGGCUCCUCCAGCUUCAUACCGAGGCUCCUCCAGCUUCAUACCGAGGCUCCUCCAGCAGGCCGAGGCUCCUCCGGCAGGCCGAGGCUCCUCCAGCAGGCCGAGGCUCCUCCAGCUUCAUACCGAGGCUCCUCCAGCAGGCCGAGGCUCCUCCAGCAGGCCGAGGCUCCUCCAGCAGGCUGAGGCUCCUCCAGCUUCAUACCGAGGCUCCUCCAGCAGGCCGAGGCUCCUCCAGCUUCAUACCGAGGCUCCUCCAGCUUCAUACCGAGGCUCCUCCGGCUUCAUACCGAGGCUCCUCCAGCAGGCCGAGGCUCCUCCAGCUUCAUACCGAGGCUCCUCCGGCUUCAUACCGAGGCUCCUCCAGCUGCUUCAUACCGAGGCUCCUCCAGCUUCAUACCGAGGCUCCUCCAGCAGGCCGAGGCUCCUCCGGCAGGCCGAGGCUCCUCCAGCUUCAUACCGAGGCUCCUCCAGCUUCAUACCGAGGCUCCUCCAGCAGGCCGAGGCUCCUCCAGCAGGCCGAGGCUCCUCCAGCAGGCCGAGGCUCCUCCAGCAGGCUGAGGCUCCUCCAGCAGGCCGAGGCUCCUCCAGCAGGCCGAGGCUCCUCCGGCAGGCCGAGGCUCCUCCAGCAGGCCGAGGCUCCUCCGGCUUCAUACCGAGGCUCCUCCAGCUUCAUACCGAGGCUCCUCCAGCAGGCCGAGGCUCCUCCGGCAGGCCGAGGCUCCUCCAGCAGGCCGAGGCUCCUCCGGCUUCAUACCGAGGCUCCUCCAGCAGGCCGAGGCUCCUCCAGCAGGCCGAGGCUCCUCCAGCUUCAUACUGAGGCUCCUCCAGCAGGCCGAGGCUCCUCCAGCUUCAUACCGAGGCUCCUCCAGCUUCAUACCGAGGCUCCUCCGGCAGGCCGAGGCUCCUCCAGCAGGCCGAGGCUCCUCCAGCAGGCCGAGGCUCCUCCAGCAGGCCGAGGCUCCUCUGGCAGGCCGAGGCUCCUCCAGCUUCAUACCGAGGCUCCUCCAGCAGACCGAGGCUCCUCCAGCAGGCCGAGGCUCCUCCAGCUUCAUACCGAGGCUCCUCCAGCUUCAUACCGAGGCUCCUCCGGCUUCAUACCGAGGCUCCUCCAGCAGGCCGAGGCUCCUCCAGCUUCAUACCGAGGCUCCUCCGGCUUCAUACCGAGGCUCCUCCAGCUGCUUCAUACCGAGGCUCCUCCAGCUUCAUACCGAGGCUCCUCCAGCAGGCCGAGGCUCCUCCGGCAGGCCGAGGCUCCUCCAGCUUCAUACCGAGGCUCCUCCAGCUUCAUACCGAGGCUCCUCCAGCAGGCCGAGGCUCCUCCAGCAGGCCGAGGCUCCUCCAGCAGGCCGAGGCUCCUCCAGCAGGCUGAGGCUCCUCCAGCAGGCCGAGGCUCCUCCAGCAGGCCGAGGCUCCUCCGGCAGGCCGAGGCUCCUCCAGCAGGCCGAGGCUCCUCCGGCUUCAUACCGAGGCUCCUCCAGCAGGCCGAGGCUCCUCCAGCAGGCCGAGGCUCCUCCAGCAGGCCGAGGCUCCUCCGGCUUCAUACCGAGGCUCCUCCAGCUUCAUACCGAGGCUCCUCCAGCAGGCCGAGGCUCCUCCGGCAGGCCGAGGCUCCUCCAGCAGGCCGAGGCUCCUCCGGCUUCAUACCGAGGCUCCUCCAGCAGGCCGAGGCUCCUCCAGCUUCAUACUGA